CCGAUCUCUGCGUGUUCCGGUUCUUUGUCAUCAAUGGGUCGCCGGGCGAGUCCAUUUCUAGUGCCACUCAAAUACAUUUUACGCAAUAUUUAAGCUAAUUUGUGAUUUCAUACUGUGCUCAGUUGAAUCCUUGGACCAUCUUUUCGAUAAUCGAUAGCAUACAGCGGUCCCGCGGGCAGAAUCGAGAAGUGUUUGGCGUUAGGCCCUUUCGGUAUUAAUGAGCCGUACCCACUUCAGCUGACUGCGUUGUACGCAAGGCUACUCCAACCAAACUAGUAGUAGACCGGCGUUCGAGGGAGGCGGUCGGGUGCUCGCUCACGUAGUGAUAUGCGGAUGUCAUUAAUUACAAUGGUUUUAGAACGUUUUCCAUAGGCGUGAAACGGUUUUUAGAAUCAGCAAGCAAUAGUUUGUGAAGCGCAUCGUGACGGGCGGGCGCAUCAACAAGCGAGAGGGCGCAGUGUAGUGAGUGCCGUGGACGGUCUGAGGAGCUGAGGCUCAAUAAUGCUCAAAUUCUUGACCCACAAGCUACGAACGCAUUCGUUGAAUGAGGAGAACGUUUCCGAGAAGGUGGAGGAGCGGGACUCCGGCACCGAGUCGGACGACGAGGCCGAGCGCGCCGACUCCGGUGACUACUGUGCUGACGUCAUCAUGAAGUGGAACGACGUCACUGACAUCAGCAUGGGCGGAGAAGCGUGCGCGUGCGCUCCUGUUCCACCUCGGCCACUCGCUGCGCCCGAACCGGACCAGCUAUAUGACCAUCACUCCUCAGAAGAAGAAUUAGAGGUGAUCAACGGUGGGCCGAGCGGUGACAGCGGCGUGGCGGGUGGGGCGACGCGUGCUGAGACGCGGCGGCGUGGUGCCUCUUCGCCGGCACGUGCAGCGCCAGAGAAGCGCCGCUGGCCAGCGCACCCUUAUGACGAGGACACGCCCUCGCGGGCGCCGUCAGACGACGACGACGACACUAAGGUGGAGACGCCUGUGCGAUUUCGCACGUCGCCGCCUCUAGAGGCGCUGAAACCGCGGCGUGAACCGUGUGCGUGUGCGCCGCGAUCACCCCGCCGUCGUCGAGCUCCGCUACCGCCACCGCCGCGUAGACACAGACCCGCGCUUGACUUUGAUAAAAUGCAACAGUUAAAAGUGGGCGGUGGUGGCGUGCGAUCAUGGCGCGCGGUUGGUGGCGCGCACGGCGGAGAACUCUCCGUCUUCUGUUGGUGAGCCGCGCGUGUCCCCGCACUCGAGCACACUGCUGAAAUUGUGAGUCGCUCGCAAUCAGUACAGUUUCCCAAGGAUCGUACCAAACCCCUACUGGGCCCGCCGUGACGCGUCGCGCCGGCGGCCGGACACAGGAUUCCGCCCGUUUCGUGCGAAACAUCGCCCGCCUCUAUUUAGUCUAUACUUAUCCGUUAGCGCAAUAAACUAUAUGUCGUAUACACAGUGUUAGUAAGCGACGUUCGCACGAAACAAUGCGACCGUCGCGUGCGCCGGACGACUGCUGACUAUUCGACUUUCAUAUCAUUGUAUCGAAUCGAGAUCGCUCCAGUGUUAGUUCCUCUACACUCAAAUAAUGAUCAAAGUACAAACUUACUGAUAGAUGUUAGUCGAGCGCCGGGUCGACCCGCCGACACUACGUAGUUUUUGGAAGUAUUUACUCAUUUUGAAUACUGUGUUUAAACUGUUAUAGUAUAUCGGGAUGUGUGUAUCGCUCGUCAAACUUCCAAUUAUGACGGAAACUGUGACAGUUUCGGUGAUACCUGUAAGCGGUGGAUUUUGUACGGAGCCAUUGUUAGUUACAUAACGAGUAAUUUAAAUUAGACAUGACGGAUGGUAUGUUAUAAUCGGUGGUCCAAGCGGGGAGCGGUGAGCCCCGGGCGGGGCGCAGAGCCCCACGCGAGGUGCGCCAGGCCCCAAGCAUGGACGCGGUCACGCGAGGCUUCAAAUGCCUCGCUAUUUGAUCUCGAAUUGCGACUGAUACGCUGGCUGUUUGUGUUAAAACCUCACCUCUUGUAUUUCUCUCCUUUCAUUUAACACAAAAUCUCGAGCCAUGCGACGUGAUUUCUUUAUACAUUAUCGAAAUGUUUUAACAGUUUUGUCGAUUGAUACGAACCCGCCGCGCCCUUUGUGCAAUAUGGCGUUCUCUAUACAUAGUAUUUUUUACAGUCGUUUCGAUUCCCGCUUUUUAAAAAGGUUUUGUAUGUUUUGGGAAAGGGAAACGCGAUGCGAGUGCUCGGGUCGGACGGGGAACGGGGGUGGGGACGGAAUGGCGCGCGUGGUUCGUUCAAGUAUCAAGAUUAUCGGUUGUACCUAGUUGUAACUUAUGUUAGUUUAUUUAGCAGGGCUAAAAAAUCUGUUAACUCUUUGUUGUGUUAUACCUAAACCAAAACUAAAACGUUAUAAAAUAAGAAAAAAAAUGUGGUGCGAGUGAAUUCAGUGAAUUUAAUGAUAAAGACAUUUAACAAAUUUUCAAAUUAAUACGAUAAAAGUACUAAGACUUUUUUUUAAAUCGCUUGGAUAAAGAUUGUAUGUACAUAGUGUUAAGUGUAGGGUAAGUGCAGUCUUAGAUGUAGUAGGUAUAACAAAUUGUAUGGCGGAGGCGGCUCAUUUGUUAAUUUUCUUAAUAUUGUGUUAUAAUUUCUCGCUACGACCGACGUCACACUGACGCCUGCGCUCGCGUCGCUCGAGCCUCUGUCCCUGAGCAUCGCUCGAUUAUUUUUAUGCAAGUAUUCAAGCAGGGGCUUAAAGCGACGCAGCGUUCAACAAUCACUGGUGAUAUUUUACAAGAUAAUUUAUAUUUUGUUUUUAUAUAUUGAAUUAACAAGCGUAAUAAAGAGUGAGCAAUGGCACAUCUUCA
Molecule: messenger RNA, 2848 nt
Organism: Pieris brassicae (large cabbage white)
Lineage: Eukaryota; Metazoa; Arthropoda; Insecta; Lepidoptera; Pieridae
Gene: Reph
Exons: 8
Coding region: 502-1215 (237 amino acids)
Source: RefSeq, a predicted model, not a curated record